UAGCUGAACUGCUGACUCUGAGGCCACUCAGUGCAGCUGUGUCAGUGCCACUGACAUUGUCAGACGCUGGUUCACCGCCUAUGCGACGGCAGAUGACGCUGACUCUGGUGCCUCACUCAGCUGAGUCAGCUCAUCGAGACGUCAGCCUCGUUAAGAUUGCCACCGUCGUGUCAGCUCACGCGGCCCCUCCAGCUCCCCUCGGGCGUCUCCCUCGCCUGCCCUUCCCUGGCGACGCAACGCAACGCCACGGAACCGACACUGAAACGGAUAAUGUAUCCUCACUAUUCAGGGAUAAAUUCAGGUUCAACUUUGAUGAACCUGACCCUGUUUAUGGGCAAUCCUUGGGUAAUUUUAGCCGUGGAUUAGGUCAAUUCAGCGCUCGAAUUACAUGGCAGGGAGCUAAUUCAGGAAUCCGCCUGGAUAGCGACUCAGGAUUGUUGCUGCUGGAUCCUGCAGCUGGGCUGGGACGGCAUGAAGCGAAGCUGCUUCUCUCGUCAGCGUCGGGCGAAGCGCACGAGCUGACUGUUUACGCUGACGUCAGCAGCGUCGGAGUUGCUGACACGCUGAAAUCUACACCAAUCGACCUUGCCAUCUUGCCUCACGACCUCCUCACGAAUGCUGACGCUGAGGAACCAAACUCUGAAUCUCCUCUUGACCGUCUCCUGAGGCUGCUGAAUCAGCAUCUUGCUGACUACUCAGAAUUAUCAAGUACACACUCCGCAAAGCCGUACGAUAUGUCAGCCAUUCAGCCACACGUCAUGGUUGUGGCUGUAGAAACCAUACGGCUCAACCAUGACAGCCACACCAGAGUGUGGCUCCUUCAACAGCCACCUGAAAGGCACCUCAGAUUUGCCCUGGAGCCUCUAAUAUUCCAGCAUCAGCAUGAGAUCGAGGCCGAAGUCGGUGCGGCUGUGUUGGGCGUGGGCGUUUCGGCGCUGGGCGACUGCGCGUCUCGACGAGUUGCGUGCCGCUGUUGCUGCCGCGACCGCCUGGCGCUGGACCAGCGCUGGCACCUCGCGGAUGCCGGCGCUCGCAGCCACGCCGGGCCUUCCCUGCGUAUAGAAUCUUCGUGCAGGUGUCCAGUGCAGGACGGCGCCGAAGAGGAGCGCGGGCAGCUGGCUAGCCUGACUUCGGCGCACGCGGUCACCGCCGGGCCACAGCCGGCAUGCAGCCGGGGCGCCUGCCGCAACGGCGGCAAGUGCCUGCCUCACGCCGCGUCUGGGCCCAGGUGCGCGUGUCCGGGCCACACAGUGGGCCCACACUGCAAACUUCUCACCCGACAUUUCAGGCCAUACAGUCCUGCUUCUGUAUCCGAAUAUUCGUCUGUACCCUCAUUCAUGGUGCUGCCUUCCCUCCCCACUUGUUCACAGCUGCACAUCACCAUCUUCGUGCUGACUCAGCACAAAACUGGCAACAUUCUCAGCUCCCAGUCACGAGUCGAUCAAAAUUCUCGAUACUUUCACUUUCUCCUCGAUGAUGGAAGACCCAAGCUCACCAUCAAAAGUAGCGGACCAAAACCUCCGAAAAGUUUGACUCUGCAGAAAAAUAUCGCUGAUAAUGUUUGGCAUCGACUCGACGUUUUUUGGAUUAAUGAGACGGUGACCGUGAUGCUGGAUCACUGCCUGGACACAGGUUCAGAUCCCUUCGCCUCGACCAGCCAAACAACAUCCAGCCUUCCUCUCGAGUCCACCCAAUGCCGGGGCUCUCUUCCCCUUACCUACAACGAAGGCCCUAUUGGUUGGGGAGCCCCUCUCCAGCUUGGGGGACGUUAUGAGGACCCCAAAUCUUCACACGAGAGAAAAUCUCUUAACUCUGAGAAUGAUUUUCACGGCUGCUUGUCGCACGUGCGCGUCAACAAAGAAUUCCAGGACCUCGGGUCGCCAGGCGCCAUGACCGCGAGCGUGGCUGGUUGUGGCGCCCUCUCCUGCUUCCGGCCCUCGAACGCGUGUCCUCGGCACGCUCGAUGCCAGGGGUCGCCGGGCAAGGAGCAGUGCGAGUGCGCCCCGGGGCGGGCGGGUGCCGGCUGUCUGGCCGAGUCUCCGGCGCUGUUCUUCCUCAGCAAAAGUCAUGUCAACGUUGCUCUCUCCUUCACUCCGCCCGAGUAUUGGGCGCAAAUUGAGCUUAGGUUCCGGGCGCGGACGAGCGACGGUACACUUGUGCUUCUGCGGUCACGUCACCGCACCGACUGGCUGAGUGUAGAGCUCCAGGCCGGCAGUGUUUGUCUUGUCGUUGGCUUGGACGGUCGCGUGUACACUUCGCUCUGCGUUGCUAAAAAAUUCGAUGACGGGGAAUGGCAUCACGCCAUCACACUCAGGCACGCAGAGUUGCUGGAGGUGGCCAUAGAUGAGGCGGAGCAAGACUCGUACGCCAGCGCUCUGCUGCCAGAGCUGCAGAGUUUACCUUUCAGCGUCAGCAGACACGACGGCGCGUGGCUGGGAGGUCUGACUGAGAGUGCGGGUGUGAGGCCAACAUCUGCGGAUAAAGCCUUCAGAUCUGUGGAUGUGGCCUUCAGAUCUGCGGAUGUGGCCCCGAGAUCUGUGGAUGUGGCCCCGAGAUCUGUGGAUGUGACCUUCAGAUCUGCGGAGGCUGCCUCAAGUUCUAAGGAAAUGGUUGAACUUACACAGAAUUCUCCAGAUGCGGCUAGAAAAUUACUCAUAUCUUCACCAAAUUUCGUUGAAAGCAAAACUGAAGCGUCUACUUACAAGCAACGCGAGUCUCUAUCACUAACCCAUCACUCCAACGUCCGGCCGCUUGUCUCUGGGAGAUCGGACGAUCCUCGGCUCCCUGGCUUCGAAUAUUUCAGAUUUUCCCGCAAGAAACGAUCUCGGUCUCACCGCAAGAGGAGGAAUAGAGUCGAGCUGGAUGGCGGCAGCUUGUGGAAGGAUUUUAAUAAUGGCUGUUUGUCUGCCGUUCGCGUCUUUGGACAUUUGCUGCCCUUGCCUGAAAUUGUCGAUAAUAACCACGGCAGCAACAACAAAAUCAAGAACACGAGUAAUUCAGCUGGUUCAGUAACGUCUUUUGCAAACGUCAUCUCGGGCUGUACGUCGCCGUCUGUGUGCACCAACACCAGCUGUCCUCCUCCUCUGACCUGCGGCCACAGCUGGGGCCUCAACACCUGCGGGUGCGCCGCUGGCGAGGAACUCUCGCGUGACGGCACCGCGUGUUUAGACGUCGACGAAUGCCGCUACGACCCUUGCCUCAAUCUGGGCGUGUGUGUAAACACUCAUCCUGGGUACCGCUGCGUCUGCGGACCGGCGCACCGCGGAGAGCACUGCGAGUGGGGCGCCGCCGGGGCGCUGGAGGCUCCGUACUCGCUUAGCAUUCUGGUGGCUUCAGCUGCUACCUCAGCAGCUGCACUGUUGCUCAUUAUCGUGAGCUGUCUCCUAUGCCUCGUUCUGAAGAAGAAACGGCGAAGGAAAUCUGCGCGUUGUUGCAGUGAGAGCGACGCGCGGGACCGACGAGCGAACGCCAACAAAAGACGCCCGUUGCCUGCUUCGACCAAAGACGGUCUGGCGCCUCUGUCCGAACUCGCGGAACUAUCGCCAGGGUCUUGUUCUUUGAUUCCUUCUAAUUCCUCGUGCCAUCUGGGAACCAAGGGGGAAUCGUGUUCUGUAGAGCAAACUGCACAAAAAGAGACCUCGGUAUCAGUCAUUGGGAGCUGCCCACCUCGCAUAUCCGUUGUUGGCAUGGACCUCGUUAAUCUACCUAUCCCAACUGGCGGAACCACUGACAUGGGAGACCCAGACAUACUUCUCCCUCCACCGCCCCUGCAGUUCAACCCCAGCAGCACAACCUUCGGGUUUGAUGGUGGAGGUCUGAACUCCAGAGCAGGUUCCAUUCAUUGAAGUGAGUGGAGAAGAAUGCUGAAAGUGUUCGCUCAACACGUA
Messenger RNA from Hyalella azteca, 3887 nucleotides. Its product is annotated as neural-cadherin. The transcript has 17 exons. The record is from RefSeq and is a predicted model, not a curated record. Lineage: Eukaryota; Metazoa; Arthropoda; Malacostraca; Amphipoda; Hyalellidae. Gene Ontology annotation, molecular function: calcium ion binding; Notch binding. Bases 81 to 3845 code for a protein of 1254 amino acids.